UGGAUGGAGCCGGCGACGGGGCUGCUGCGGCGGCCGGCCCGCUUCGGGCUGCUGCUGGCCGCCUACGGGCUCUUCCUGCUGCUGGGCGCCGCCGUCUUCGCCGCCCUGGAGGCGCCCGCCGAGCGCGCCUUGCUGGCCGCCCUGCGCGCCGCCCGCGCCUCGCUGCUGGCCGAGCACCUGCCCUGCCUGGCCGAGCAGCAGCUGGCCGGGCUGCUCCGGGGCGUCCUGGCCGCCCGCGGCUACGGCGCCUUCGCCCUGGGCAACGGCUCGGCCGACCCCGCCUGGGAGUUCACCUCGGCGCUCUUCUUCGCCGCCAGCGCCCUCACCACCACCGGUUAUGGAAACAUGGUUCCUCUCUCGGACUGGGGCAAAAUUAUCAGCAUCCUUUACUGCUUCGUGGGCAUCCCAGUGACCAUAUUGUUCAUCAGAUGUUUACUCCGCUGCCUGUUGCCUGUCCUAACCUACCGGCCGGUGCGAUACAUUCACAGCCGCUGGGGCUUCCCAUGGGCACAUGUGGCCUUAGGCCACUCAAUGGUCCUGGGGCUGGUCACCCUGACCCUCUUCAUCCUGAUCCCAGCCAUCUGCUUCUGCAUCUUAAAGGACAACUGGACCUUUCUGGAAUCCAUCUAUUUCUGCUUCAUCUCACUCAGCACCAUUGGUUUGGGGGACUUUGUACCCCGCGUCAUGUCUCCCCCAUCGCUUCACGGGUUUUACGAGCUGAGCAUCACGUGUUACCUACUUACCGGUUUGCUAGCCAUGCUUGUGACCCUCGAAACAGUUUACCAGCUGCAAGAAGUCCGUGCUCUUAUCCGUUUCUUUGCUCCGUCCCGCAGCUCCACACCGGAGGAGGAGGAUCGUGUGGGAAUCGUGAGCAGGGAUCAACUUGCAUUGACCUCCGAUCUCGGACGCUGCACCCCAAGGAAUUUAACUGAAAGAGGUGACCCUUAAGAGUGUCCCUCUCACCGCAUAUUAACUGCACCCCCAUAUCUCUCCAAUACAGGCGGUCCUCGUCUUACGACCAUAAUUGAGCCCAAGUUUUCUGUUGCUAAGUGAAACAUUUGUUAAGGGAGUUUUACCCCAUUUUACGACCUUCUUGUCAAACUUGUGAAUUGAAUCCUUUCAGUUAUUAAGUUAGUGACACGGCUGUUCAGAACAAUCUGGCUUCCUCCAUUGACUUUGCUUGUCAGAAGGCCACAAAAGGGGAUCGCGUGACCCCUGGGGACACUGCGACCGUCGUAAAUACGAAUCGGUUGCCAAACGUCUGAAUUUUGAUCAUGUGUCCACGGUCGUAAGUGUGAAUGACAGUCGUUCGUCACUUUGGUUAAGUUGCCUUGUAACUUCAAACGGUCACCAAAUGAACCAAAUGGACUGUAUUUUUUUUCAGUGCCGUCCUAACUUUGAAUGGUCGCUAAACAAAUGGUUGUAAGUUGAGGACUACCUGUACAAUUAGGGCUGUACCCCUCCUGGGAAUGAAACCCACCCCUUCCUCUGCUCCUUUGCAUCACUCGCCAGCUGGGUCCCGUUUUGAAAACAUUUAUUCUAAAGUCCAGUACAAAUUUAGUGCGAAUACUCAGAAGCCCAAGUUUCGUGAAGAGGCGAGCAUAAAGCUCUGGCCGUCGUCCAGUUUGGCACUAGAAGCAUUCAAGGCACUCGGCGGCUUUGGUACCAUCAAGCGUGGAUUGUUUAAAAAAAAAAAAUCAAAAAUUCCCAAGUAAAAGGCACCGCUCGGCAAAAGCUUCGUCCUCAAAACGGGAGGAACGACCCGUUUUUUUGAACCCAGAACUGCCUGGCACGCACGCAGGAAGGCAGGCAGGCACACAAGCACACGGGGACACACGCAACCCAAUAAAUAAUUCCUAAAAACAGAUCGUUGCAAAUCUCUCCCCCCCCCCGGAUAAAGAGAGAGAGAAAUUCCCCUGGGAUGGUUUUUGGGGGAGAGAGUUU
Molecule: messenger RNA, 1944 nt
Organism: Crotalus tigris (Tiger rattlesnake)
Lineage: Eukaryota; Metazoa; Chordata; Lepidosauria; Squamata; Viperidae
Gene: KCNK7
Product: potassium two pore domain channel subfamily K member 7
Exons: 3
Coding region: 4-948 (314 amino acids)
Biological process (GO): potassium ion transmembrane transport; stabilization of membrane potential
Cellular component (GO): membrane
Molecular function (GO): potassium ion leak channel activity
Source: RefSeq, a predicted model, not a curated record